Molecule: messenger RNA, 1537 nt
Organism: Gadus chalcogrammus (walleye pollock)
Lineage: Eukaryota; Metazoa; Chordata; Actinopteri; Gadiformes; Gadidae
Product: bromodomain-containing protein DDB_G0280777-like
Exons: 6
Coding region: 150-1451 (433 amino acids)
Source: RefSeq, a predicted model, not a curated record
CAAUCAGUGACAGAGAAGAAUGAGAUUGGAUGUACAUAACAUUUAUUAAGAACCUUCCCCAGCUGAGGUGAUAUCAUUCCGUAUGUUUUGAGUGGAAUUGUAGUGGUUGAUCUGGUGUCACGGUUUUACCGCGGUAUCUGUCCCCUGCCAUGGCUCUCAUAAGGGUACUGCGAUUGUCCGUCCUACUUGUUGGCUGUCAAGUAAUUGCUUCCAGGAAUGGGUUGGCUGGGAAGCUUGGAUAUGCACAAGGGCUGGUCCAAACCCCCAUAUAUCAGCCCUAUGAAGAGCAGACUGGAUCCGCUCCCCAGCAGAAACCAUGGAUGGCCAACCAAAAGCAAACCCUCAUGACAGCACAGACACAAAAGAGCUCAUUGCCCAACCAGCAGCAGCAGCCUCGUGGCUACCACCAGCAGCAGCCUCAAGGCAACUAUCUCUUGGAGCAGCGUCUACACCCGCAGCUAGUUGAAAAGCAUCCUAGCAUUGUGCCCAAGCUUUGUACCGCGAUUGAGAAUGUAGCUAGCUGGCUGCAAGGUCCCAGCUGUGUCCAAAAAAAAAAGCCACUACUCAGUGAUGUGCAAGGGCAACAUCAACUGCGCCUAGAUCUGCUGAAAAUUCUGCACACGUUCCCAAGUUGGCUGCAUUCCUCGGGCUCCAUUCCCGAGCAGAAGCCACACAUUCCCCCUGAGCAUGCAGAACCGAAGAAACCUAUCUACAUGCCCAAGCACGAGCCGUCUAUGCCCAAGCACGAGCCGUCUAUCCCCCAGCAGGAGCCAUCUAUGCCCGAGCAGGAGCCAGCUAUGCCCGUGCAUCCUAUGCAGCAGCAGCAGCAUCCAUCUAUGCAGCACCCUAUGCAAAUGCACCCUAUGCAGAUGCAGCAGCCAUCUAUGCAGAUGCAGCAGCCAUCUAUGCAGAUGCAGCAGCCAUCUAUGCAGAUGCAGCAGCCAUCUAUGCAGAUGCAGCAGCCAUCUAUGCAGAUGCAGCAGCCAUCUAUGCAGAUGCAGCAGCCAUCUAUGCAGAUGCAGCAGCCAUCUAUGCAGAUGCAGCAGCCAUCUAUGCAGAUGCAGCAGCCAUCUAUGCAGAUGCAGCCUAUGCAGAUGCAGCCUAUGCAGAUGCAGCCUAUGCAGAUGCAGCCUAUGCAGAUGCAGCCUAUGCAGAUGCAGCAGCAGCCUAUGCAGAUGCAGCAGCAGCAGAUGCAGCAGCAGCCAAUGCAGAUGCAGCCAAUGCAGAUGCAGCCUAUGCAGAUGCAGCCUAUGCAGAUGCAGCAGCCGUCUAUGCCGUUGCCUCAACAGCAAGGACCUGUCUACAUGCCCCAGCAGAAGCCGCCGCCCAUGCCGUUGCCUCAACAGCAAGGACCUGUCUACAUGCCCCAGCAGAAGCCGCCGCCCAUGCAGCAGAAGCUGCCGCCCAUGCAGCAGAUGAUGCAUCAACGGCAGUAUCCACGCAAAGGGUGAUUGCUGGAGGGACCUCAGUGAAGCGGAGUUCAACCAUUCAUCUGCCUACAGAAAUGUAUAAUAAAAUACUUAAUUUUAUAUUGCUU